Messenger RNA from Miscanthus lutarioriparius, 408 nucleotides. NCBI's taxonomy places the organism in Eukaryota, Viridiplantae, Streptophyta, Magnoliopsida, Poales, Poaceae. The record is from the annotation of a GenBank genome assembly.
AUGAAGGAGAGCCGCACCCAGGCAGAUGUCGUUCAAGUUGACGACAUGGAGGUGCCGGUGUUCAAGGCUUUACUCUGGUUUUUGUACACCGACUCGUUGCCAGAGAUGAGUAAGGAAGAUGAAGAUGCCAUGUAUCAGCACCUGCUUGCCGCGGCAGACAGGUAUGACAUGGAAAGGCUCAAGUUGAUGUGUGAGGAUAAGCUGUGCGAGUACAUUGAUGUGGUCAAUUCCACCACCAUCCUGACACUAGCUGAGCAGCACCACUGCCACGGACUGAAGAAAGCAUGCUUCAGUUUUCUUAGCAAUCCGGCAAAUCUGAGGGCGGCAAUGGCCAGUGAUGGUUUCAAGCAUCUAAGCAGAAGUUGCCCAUCCAUCGAGAAGGAUCUGAUGUCCAUGCCCGAAUCGUAG